AUGCGAUUCCUCACUCUCAUCAUAGUUGUACUGGUCGUAUCGUUUGAAUGUCAAAAUCCAGCUAAUGGAGCUCCAGCACCAGGUGGAAGGUGUCCUUGCUGUUCCGGUGCAUGCCCUCAAUGUCCUCGUUGUUGUGGAUGUCGUGGAUGUCGUGAUGGAGACUGUUGUGGAGGAUGUUGUAGUAAACGGAGAAACAACAACAAAAACCGAGAAGCCUCAGGAGAUGGUCAAGUCAAGAUCUAA
Molecule: messenger RNA, 243 nt
Organism: Schistosoma rodhaini
Lineage: Eukaryota; Metazoa; Platyhelminthes; Trematoda; Strigeidida; Schistosomatidae
Source: the annotation of a GenBank genome assembly